UGUAAAGUAGACAGAAAGACAGAGAGGGUGGGACAGGGAGGAAAUAGUACAGUUGGAGGAGGGAAAAGAGGCAGAGAUUAUGCGAUCAAGCAAGCCGGAGGCUUGUCUGGGGUGUGGACUUUAAAAAGAGGGCAGGGUAAAAGUGGGCGGAUAGGCACUUUCUAGUGUUUGUGCAUUUAGACUCUGAGAGUCUAGAAUCUGAAAUUAGUAUCCCUGAGAGCAGGAGGAAUUAAACUUGAAGAGACAAAAAGCCAUCAAACACACAGUCAUCAUGCUGAUUCUCCUGGCUGCCAUCUUUGUCCUUCACAUCAUAGGCAUCAUCCUCCUCCUGGUGGCCACCAUUGACAAUGCCUGGUGGAUGACUGACAGCAUCUCCACGGAUGUGUGGGCCCGGUGGAUACAGCAGAACGGAGUGUGGAACUACACUGACCUUCCCAUAGGCUCACACUACCCACAGGAUUACCUCCAGGCAGUGCAGGCCAGCUCUGUGCUCGCUUGUAUAUUCUCCAUCCUGGGCAUCUUUGUGUUUGUGGCUCAGCUCUUCACCCUCAGCAAAGGACAGAGGUUCACCAUCUCUGGCAUCUUUCAACUCCUUGCCUGCCUGUGCAUCAUGAUCGCAGCCUCCAUCUACACAGACCGCUUCCACCUCGAUGAGGGUAAUUCUGGUUGGUACGGUCACUGCUACAUCCUGGCGUGGAUCGCCUUCGCUCUCACGUUCAUCUCCUCCAUCACUUACUUUGUGUUACGCAAGAAGACUGCGUGAGAAGGACACUAGAGCUAGCUCCAACCAGCCCAAAACCUUUGGCUGGAUCUACUCUUUCAGCUAAAAUCUGGUUUUAGUCACAGAUGGGUUAGUGUUUGUAUUUUCCUGUUUCGGACAUCAGAUUUGAGCUGCUAGUGUAUAUUCAGCUACAGAUAAAGCAGACCUGUUGAUCCACUCAAAUGCAUACUAGUGUUUAAUUGAGUCUGCUGUCAGAUAGUCAGGGUUUCACACUUUGUGGAGUGCUUUGGAUAUUUCUGCAGUAAAAGGCAAGCUCAAUCAAUCACAGUUGCAUCUGAGUGUAUUUCUUGAGGGCAUCUAAUGCAUAUAAGAUGCUAUGAUAAAAUAAGAUCUAUCAAUAUUUCUGACUUAUAACAAAAGCAGGUUGAAGAGUAAAAUCUGUGGUCUUUUUUUUGUAAUGUACAUUUAUAUAUGGAUAUGAGUGUUGGAUAAAAAGGGGCAAGUCUAUGAUUUUAGUUUAUUGUUUUAUUGUUAUUUUAUUGUCAGUUCAUCAGUUUUUGUUUCAUAUAUCUGCUCUGGUUUUACUUUGUAUAAUGUGCCACUAAUUAAACAGAGUGUAACUACAACACAAUGACAUUGAUUUUCAAAGUACUUGGCAAUGCUGUGCCGUUUUGAAGUCUUAAAAGUCUUAAAAAAUCCACUGAUAUGUCACCUCUUGUAGAUUUGUGUGUGAUCUAAUGAUAAGAUUAUGCAAUGAUCAAGCCAGUUUAAGUGUACAAUACCAUAUCAUAUACGUACUCAACACUGUAAUGGCUGUCGGCCUGCCCAGAAACUCUUACACUACAUUAUUGUAUUGACAGUUGAUAUAAAGCUUUUUUUUUUCUUUUUUUUUUAAAUAAGUCAGAGUAAUGAACCCCACAGUAGUGAAAUUUAAAUACAUUUAUGUUUGGGCCAUUCUAAAUACAGCAAACACAACAAAAUUUUGAGAUACACUCACCUAAUAUGUAUGAAACUAUAGAUAAAUAAACUAAUCAAAUAUCUUGUCUCACUGUAAAUCCAACUAUGUACCAGUAAUAAAUCACAUCUUCACAACCUUUUAUAUACUUUUACUCUUUGUCAAAUCAGCUGUUUCCACCUGGUGUGACAGAAAGGCAACUGCCUUGACUCUUAAAGCAUGAGAUAUAAUGUGUAAAUAUGUUUUGUUUCCCAUAAUGCUCAGUUUAUCUAAUGCUGUUUUAUUUUUGCUACCAUUAUUUCUCAUUAUGGAUGACAAUGACUUUUACAAUAUUAAAACUUGAUUUUCGACCAAUUAUUGAAGUUAUUUUUUGUUUCUUCUCCAUUGGUCACAAUUAAGAGUAAAGAGUAGUUGUGCGUUUGUUCAAUUAUGUUCUAUUGGCUACUUUGUUGAUAGCAUGAUUUAUUUUCACUUGUGUUGCAGACAAAAAGCAGUGAAAUGUUUCAAACAGCCACAAGUCUGAUGAUCAAAUGUAUUUCAAUUUUGUGCCAAAACAAGAUCUCUACUGUUUAAAUUAUGAAACUGCACAUUUCUAUAUACACAAAUGUGAUUUUUUUCUAAAUACAGCAUAUGAAGUAUUUCUGUACUAUGUUCAGUUUACAAAACAAUGGUUGUCAUUAACAGGUGCACAAUAAACUUUAUACUUUC
Molecule: messenger RNA, 2384 nt
Organism: Siniperca chuatsi (mandarin fish)
Lineage: Eukaryota; Metazoa; Chordata; Actinopteri; Centrarchiformes; Sinipercidae
Product: epithelial membrane protein 2-like
Exons: 5
Coding region: 272-763 (163 amino acids)
Cellular component (GO): plasma membrane
Source: RefSeq, a predicted model, not a curated record